UUACAGGUGUUGUUUUCUGAGUCAUAUGUGUUGGUGUCCCCGCUUGUAAAUAAUGGUGUCUUUAUAAAAUCGUUUAAAAUAACACCUGUAGAAUAAUGUGUACCUGUUUUAAUUAAUUUCCAUUUUUGUGAUAUGUUUUAGUGUGAAAGAAUUUUCUAAGUAGUGCAAUGUAUUCCAGACUUAGGCAUAUUAUAUUUAUAGUUAUCGUAUAUGUAGUAUGGUUAUUUGACUAUAGUAGGUUACAAACACUGGGACCUUCGGACCAACCAGAGGCCUUUUUUAAUGGUUCUUCAUACAUAAGACUGCAAACUACACUAUCAUUAAAAAGACAUACAAGUAUUAGUUUUAGGUCGUGUAUUGGUGGAGAGUUAUUUACACAAAAACACAAUGAUAACACCAUCGAAUUGUCUGUAAAUGGAGAUAUUAUCAAAUUUGUGGUUAACACAGGGGAGCGUUAUUUUGAAACAAAACUGGUUGGCAAUUAUUUAGACAAUAAAUGGCACGUUAUUCAGUUAGAAUAUCGACUUGGCAACUUAACAUUGGCUGUUGAUGAUCACAAGCAGCUAUUUGCAAAUGCAACAUAUCAAUCGGAAGUGUUAACGAAUCCUAAUUUAUACAAUGACGGGGCCAUAUUAAUCGUUGGAAAUCAUUUCAUCGGCUGCAUAUUAGAAGGACCUUCAAUUAUAUUUAAUAAAAGCUUUAUUCAUCCUCAUAACGUUAUAUUCGGUGUAUGUCCAAUUCCGCUCAACUCUUGUUCACCUAAGGAAGAUAUGAAGACAAGUCGAGCCAUUGAUUAUUGUAUUAACGAACCGUGCAUGGGGCAAGGGGCAUGUCAUAGCGGAUCGAACUCUUAUACAUGUACAUGUUCCCCUAGAUAUUCUGGAAAAAACUGUGAAAUUGAUUUGGGUAACUUUUGCGAUAAAAAACCAGCAAUCUGCAAGAAUGGCGCCACUUGCAUUGAAAUAAAUGGGAACUAUCGGUGCAGUUGUGCGCCAGGUUAUGUCGGUGUUAAUUGUGAGCAAGAAGUAAUAAUAAGUCCUCUGUGUACGCCGAAUCCUUGUUUAAAUAAUGGAAUGUGCGUUGUUAAUACGGCUAUAUCUCGAGCACAAUGCAACUGCCUACCAGGAUUUACUGGCGCGCUGUGCGAGGUUAACAUCAACGAGUGCCAAUCCGCUCCAUGCUUAAAUAAUGGAAAGUGCAAGGAUGGUAAUGAUAGUUAUGUAUGUGACUGUACCGCAACAGGGUAUGCAGGCAAAAAUUGUGAAAUUAACAUCAAUGAAUGUCGGACCAAUCCCUGCCAAAAUUUCGGAACAUGUUUUGAUACAUACGGAGGGUUUACGUGUCUUUGUCCACCCGGUUUUGAUGGGAAAAUGUGCCAAUAUAACGUGGAUGAGUGCGUUUCGCAGCCUUGUUUAAAUGGUGGGCAGUGUAUACACAAACUGGGAGGGUACGAUUGCUUGUGUCAAUCCGGAUUUGCAGGCAAAGUAUGCGAAUUGGAAGUUUACGAAAACCCAUGCUUGCCACCGAAUUGCUCUACUGAUACUGUUUGCAUUAAUAAUCCAUGUUUAAAUGGUGGUACAUGCAAUCCGUUAAGCAAUUCUUACAAUUGCACAUGUUCUCAGGGAUAUACAGAUAUCUCUGAGUAACCCUAUAUAGUAGGUAUUAAAUCCCAUAUAAAAACGAGUUGUGAGUUACCAUGCGUGUUAAAGUUUGGCCUUCACUGGAAAUAGGUAUAUUGGAGGGUUAGGAAAAAAGAUAGGAUGAAGGCCCAGAGAUCCUCCCAAAAAAAACCACCCCAAAACCACCCCCAAAGGUAC
Messenger RNA from Photinus pyralis (common eastern firefly), 1817 nucleotides. RefSeq names its product protein crumbs-like. The record is from RefSeq and is a predicted model, not a curated record. Gene Ontology annotation, molecular function: Notch binding; calcium ion binding. The transcript has 8 exons. Bases 168 to 1646 code for a protein of 492 amino acids. Gene Ontology annotation, biological process: Notch signaling pathway. NCBI's taxonomy places the organism in Eukaryota, Metazoa, Arthropoda, Insecta, Coleoptera, Lampyridae.